Pseudogymnoascus destructans is the source of this 357-nucleotide messenger RNA. RefSeq lists its product as uncharacterized. The record is from RefSeq and is a predicted model, not a curated record. Bases 1 to 357 code for a protein of 118 amino acids. NCBI's taxonomy places the organism in Eukaryota, Fungi, Ascomycota, Leotiomycetes, Thelebolales, Thelebolaceae. The transcript has 2 exons.
AUGGCCCCCUCCAAAAGCACCCAUAAAACAGCCCCGCAGCCAGUCAUCCCCAACGACCCUCCACAGUCACAAUGUACGGCUAUCCAACUAGUAAAGGACGCCGAACGUGAUCUCACAUACAAUGAGAUGUACUACCGACAGCAGAAGAUCAAUCUCCGCCACCAGGAAAUUGUGCUCGCCAAAGCUGAGCACCAAUUUCAAGAGCAGCCCUGCGCCAACCCUCCACACUCGGACUACAUGCUGUGCGAACCCACCCUCACACAAGACGAGAUAAACUACAGAAAUGAGAUGAUCGACCUUCACAACAGGGAACUUGACCUUGAGAAAGGAGAGCGCGCGCUUCGAGACCAGCCUUGA